Molecule: messenger RNA, 876 nt
Organism: Leishmania braziliensis MHOM/BR/75/M2904
Lineage: Eukaryota; Euglenozoa; Kinetoplastea; Trypanosomatida; Trypanosomatidae
Exons: 1
Coding region: 1-876 (291 amino acids)
Molecular function (GO): protein-folding chaperone binding
Source: RefSeq, a predicted model, not a curated record
AUGUGGGCAUCGUGGAGAUCAUCGGCCACCCUCGCACCAGAGGCCAGCACAAGCGCGAACGCGGCUGCGUCGCCAUCGCCACUGCUGUUCUCUUCUUCUUCGUCCAUCGCUGCGUCCCCACAAUGGCGGCUGAUCUCGACCAUCUCGCAUAAGGCUUGUCGCCAACUCGCCAAGUACCCAGCGCAUUACAUCUACAUUUCCGCAGUAGCGGGACUCGUGCUCACCGUCACCGGAACUGUUCUCGCUUAUCACAUUGUACACCGCGGGGAGAGCUGCGAGAGGUAUGGGCGCCGGAGCACUGCCUCGCAGACGCUGUCACAUGGUGCAGGAACCAGCAGCGGCUGCGCAGCCGGCCAGUCGGGGGGCGUGAAGGGGGCGAAGGCUGCCCAGGUGCGGCGUGGGGCUGAGAAGGGUGACGACGACAUUGAGUUUGCCGACCCGGCCGAGCGCGCUUUUUUCUCCUACGUCCAUCGAAUCAAAACGCAAAAGGAGGCGCCCCUCUUGGCCGCGCUCACCAACCUCGAAACAGCCGCCGCGGAGCUGGUGGAGGUGCGGCGAAGGCACGCUCCUCAGGGCGGCCUCGUCAAGCACGGGGGUAGCGAAGGUGGUGAGGAGCGUGGUCAUGAUUCGAGCAAUGCCCAUAGUGACGGUAAUCAUGAUGAUGUUAGUGACCAUGGCGUCGUGGCUGAGGCACAGGCAAAGGUGUACCGUCUCGCCGCUAUCGCGGAUGAGCUUCUGACACAGUGGAUCUGCAGCCUGGAUGGCGUGCCGGUGCGUCAGAGCGAAGCGCUCAAGCAGCAACGAAAGGCCUUGGUGCAGGAGGCAGCCGCCCUAGCGCGGCGCAUCUCGCCGCAUCUUCCACAUAUAGAGAAGUAA